CGAGUCGCGGGAAGUAGAUGAAAAGAAGCAUUCAGAAGGAAGAAAAUGGCAGCAGCAGCGGCGUCGGCGGCAGCCUCCGGCCAGCACCACCAGCUACCUCUACCACCGCCACCGCCACCUCCCCGUGGCAGACCAUUCCCUUCUACGGGUAGAGCUCAUGGAACCGGGAUCGAGCUUAUUGAUCGCGAAAAGACUUGUCCUUUAUUGCUUCGAGUUUUCACCAAGAUUGGAAAUCACCACAAGAUGGAAGAUUUUGCAGUGAGAGGCAAAGAACCGAAGGAUGAUGAGGUUCAAAUUUACACAUGGAAAGAUGCUACACUUCGCGAGUUAACUGAUCUUGUUAAAGAGGUUGCUCCGGAGGCAAGGAGAAGAAAUGCAAAAUUGUCGUUUGCUUUUGUAUAUCCUGAUAAACAUGGCCGUUUUGUUUUGAGAAUGGUGGGAAUGACUCAUUCAAGCGCAAGACGACCAGAUGAUUCUAGGUCAUUGGUUCAACUCGGUUUUCAGAUUGGAGAUUACUUGGAUGUGGCAAUCCUGUAAAGGGGAAGAUUGUUCGUGCAUGGAGCUUGAUCGAUUUUAGGGAGGCCUGUUUUUAGGCAAGUUUAGAUGUGAAAAUACAAACAUAUGAUGGGCUCUUGUCUUCCUUAAAAUUUAAAAACUGAUGAACUCAUGUAAGAAUGUUAGUAUUAAUAGUUAUGCAAAAAUAUUAUUGAUAUCAA
This is a messenger RNA of Ricinus communis (castor bean), 716 nucleotides long. RefSeq names its product histone deacetylase complex subunit SAP18. The record is from RefSeq and is a predicted model, not a curated record. Gene Ontology annotation, molecular function: transcription factor binding; transcription corepressor activity. The transcript is spliced from 6 exons. Gene Ontology annotation, biological process: negative regulation of DNA-templated transcription. The coding region runs from base 46 to 537 and encodes 163 amino acids. Gene Ontology annotation, cellular component: nucleus. NCBI's taxonomy places the organism in Eukaryota, Viridiplantae, Streptophyta, Magnoliopsida, Malpighiales, Euphorbiaceae.